GGCUUGAGAAAACUCAUCGUGCUAUCCUCGUGGAAAUACGGGAUGGAUCAGAAUUUGUCGUCUUUGAGUCGUUUGAAUCCGUUCAAGUCGAGGACUGGAGUAUACCUUAUCCGUUUAUUCCUUCGAAAAUCCAACUGGAAGAUCCCGCUCCUGAAGAAUUUCACAUGAAAGUCGACAGUUGCGUCGAAUCCGAAGAUCAGUUCCAUCUGAAAGUAAAUAUCAUUUCAUCCGACAAUGCCUUAGGCUUAAAAAUAGCAACACAUUUUCAGGCGCCUUGUGAAUCCUGCCACGAAAUUACUGUGGAACUGAUCCAGUUUGAAAAUUUCAAGCCGUUGUCGCUGUCAUUUCCGUAUCCGAUCCUUGCCGAUGACAUCCGCAUUACAGUUGAUCGCAGCUGUCCCCAUGUUGAUUUAGUGCUAACGAAAGCAUUGUGGGAACCAUGGCCGUGUGAGUACCGACGUGCUGACGAUUUGCACAACGUUUUAGAUCCUGAUCAACUGAAAUCUUGGAAAGAAGAAGAAUCACUCCAACCGUCCUUGGAAUACCACAUUAGAAGCCAAUUCAACAUUAAUCAUCUGAAGAAUACUUCACUAAUGGAAAAAUUCCCUUUGAAUGUUGUUCGUUGCGUUAUGCAAUUUCUGUUUUUGGAUCCCUCUCGUCCUCGUUAUGUCGCCAUCCAACGGAUGGAUGCACCAGCACCCGACUGGUUGUUUCUAGUCCAUCGUCCUGUUUCAACAACUCCGACGGGCAGACCAUUCCUUUUGCUUUCGGCUUUUGAUUUCCGAUUGGCAGAAAAACUUGUUGCAGGCGGCAAAUGGAGCCAGAAAAAGACUGCAGAGAGUUUGAAGCGAGUUUUCCCUGGCGACGCGGAAGCAUUCAACAUUCCAAUCCAAACGACUGAAGAUUCGCAGCUUUUCAGAUUCGUCUUGCGGCUCAACAGUUCCAAGAUCGCACCCAGCAAAUGGCAUGAAAAAUAACCUUACACUGGGAGAAGACAGUCCGUGGAUGGCUACAUUCGUCUCACCACUUUACAGCGACAACCCACUUUUGGAUGUUGAAUCUGCUGAUGCUUCAAACAGAUCGACCCUAGGUGGGUCCAUGAGUGACAACUGCUGCGCCACUUGCAAGAAAGUUUCCCAAAGUCUUAAACGC
Daphnia pulicaria is the source of this 1152-nucleotide messenger RNA. RefSeq lists its product as uncharacterized. Gene Ontology annotation, molecular function: DNA-binding transcription factor activity, RNA polymerase II-specific. Gene Ontology annotation, biological process: regulation of transcription by RNA polymerase II. The record is from RefSeq and is a predicted model, not a curated record. The transcript is spliced from 2 exons. NCBI's taxonomy places the organism in Eukaryota, Metazoa, Arthropoda, Branchiopoda, Diplostraca, Daphniidae. Gene Ontology annotation, cellular component: nucleus. Bases 165 to 977 code for a protein of 270 amino acids.